Messenger RNA from Jatropha curcas, 311 nucleotides. NCBI's taxonomy places the organism in Eukaryota, Viridiplantae, Streptophyta, Magnoliopsida, Malpighiales, Euphorbiaceae. The record is from RefSeq and is a predicted model, not a curated record.
AUGGAGAAAUCAAAGCACUUUGUUUUGGUUCAUGGGAUUUGCCAUGGAGCCUGGUGCUGGUUCAAGAUUUUGAAGCCACUCAUUGAAUCCGCUGGCCACCGUGUCACAGCCCAAGACUUGGCGGCUUCUGGCGUCCACAUGAAGGCAAUUCAAGAAAUUCAGACUCUUGGUGAUUACACGAAGCCUUUGUUAGAGUGUUUGGUGGACUGAAUUUGGCUCUGGAUAAUUUUCCAGAAAAGAUUUCUGUUGCUGUGUUCUUGACUGCUUUCUUGCCGGAUUCAGUACACCGGCCAUCAUUUGUCUUGGAAAAG